AUGAGUCAACAGAAAAACAUGGCAGAAACGGCCCAGUCCUCGAACACCCCGCAGCGUGCUGGCGAGCAAUUUUUCAACGCCGCUGAAGGAAUUGCUGCCGAUGAUGAUUUCAGUGCCUACGAAGAAGCGGCACGAUCCGAUACUACUUCUCUCGCCUCAAGUGUGUUGAAUUAUCAGUAUGAGAAUGGACGACGCUACCAUGCCUAUAGCCAGGUGCACCACAUCGAAUUCCCCUCAGCGCGUGUUAUUGGCAAUGACUUGAGUCCCAUUCAGCCUGCGUGGGUUCCUCCAAACCUCGAGUUCGUUGUUGACGAUUUCGAGAAAGAUUGGAUCUAUGAUGAAAACUACUUCGAUUUCAUCCAUGCCCGGACACUUGCAGGGAGUGUCAAGGACUGGAAGUGGUUGAUUCGCAAGGCAUAUAAUCAUUUAAAGCCCAAUGGAUACUUUGAGGCUGUUGAAAUCGAUGUCUGGGCAUGGAGUGAUGAUAGCACCCUUAAGGAUGAUUCGCCGUACAUGCAAUACCUACGAAACCUACAUGAAGCCGGGAACAGGACUGGAAGGAAGAUGAACAUUGCUCCCAAUUUGAAGGAUUGGAUCAAGGAGACAGGAUUUGAAGAUGUUACUGAAAGUGUCUAUGUGGUGCCACUCGGGCCAUGGCCCAAGGACCCAAACUAA
Rasamsonia emersonii CBS 393.64 is the source of this 675-nucleotide messenger RNA. RefSeq names its product UMTA methyltransferase family protein. Gene Ontology annotation, molecular function: methyltransferase activity. The transcript is spliced from 5 exons. The record is from RefSeq and is a predicted model, not a curated record. Lineage: Eukaryota; Fungi; Ascomycota; Eurotiomycetes; Eurotiales; Trichocomaceae. The coding region runs from base 1 to 675 and encodes 224 amino acids.